This is a messenger RNA of Thecamonas trahens ATCC 50062, 3696 nucleotides long. Its product is annotated as AGC protein kinase. Gene Ontology annotation, biological process: peptidyl-serine phosphorylation; intracellular signal transduction. Bases 34 to 3696 code for a protein of 1220 amino acids. Gene Ontology annotation, cellular component: nucleus. Gene Ontology annotation, molecular function: ATP binding; protein serine/threonine kinase activity. The transcript has 4 exons. The record is from RefSeq and is a predicted model, not a curated record. Lineage: Eukaryota; Apusomonadida; Apusomonadidae.
CCCUCCUCCUCGCCACCUCCACCCUCCCUCGUCAUGGACAUCAACUUGGUGACCAGGUCACGGGUGGAGGUCCCGGACGUAGGGUCAGACACAGAUUCAAGCUCGGGAGAGUCAGCCUCGUCGCCCAUCUCGCCGAACUUUACCCCCGCAGGCUCGCCCCGAAGACCGCCGCAGCCGCCAGACACAGCUACGUUGGCGUCGGCGAUGUCCGAGACGGCGGUGGCGGCUCACUCGCCGCGCGGAUACGGAGAGGAGCUGGUAAGGGCCAAGAGACGGAAUGCCAUGGCGGCGGCCGGGGCCAAGGAGCGCGGCGGCGUGGUCCGUGCUCGCCUCGGCUCGCUGCAUGGCGUGGACCGAGGCGACGGCGGCGGCGGCACACUCUCUGCGCUUACCAAGCAGCGGGUUCGCGAGUCCCUGGGCGCCUUUGAUGCGUACCUAGGUUCGGCUUCACGGCCAGAUGUGCCGGCACUGUCGCAGGCGCCCCUGGAUUCGAUGCUGGCCAUGGAAAAGUCGCGGAUGAACGCGCAGCUCGACACCUUUGUGCGACUGAUGCACAUGGGAAGCCCUGGCAAGGGCAAACAGCACGACUCGGUGGUGACGCGUCCACGGGCGCUGGCCGUUUCGGACGCUUCGCGCGGCAAUUCACAGCCGGUCGAGUCGUCGCUCAUUACAGCACUCCGUGCCUCGGCAUCGUCGCGGGCGGCGAGUCCGGCGACGGACGCCGAGGCCUGCGCAACGAGUUCGGCACCGGUCGAACCGGGCAUUGAGGCUUGGAUUGCACAGCUGACUAGCUUGGCCAUCGAGCUGCGCGACCUGUCUGCGUCGCAGCUGAGCUUGGCUGAGUGCCAGGGUGUGGUGAGCCGAGCGCAGGACUUGCGACUCGAGAUUCCUGCGCCGGCGACGGCGCGUCAGGUGACCCAGCUUUCGGCCUUUGUUACGAAGUUUCUACUCAUUCUGGCGCCGGUCUCACGCCUGCUUGCGGCGCAAGACGCAGACGCUAGCAGUGCGCGUGGAAGGGCACAGACAAGCGCGGGACCGCCACACGCCAUCGAGCUCUCGUCGUCAAGCUCGUCGCUUGGCGGCUUUGACGACAGCUGCAGCUCUGCCUCGGACUCGGGGUCGGAGCUGUCAGCCACGUGGCAUAUGCACCCCCAGCUCCAGAUUUCCAACUUGUCCGAGUGUGUGGCAUCGAUUGGUGGCGAGAGCGAGGUGAGCCGGCGGAUAGCGUCGGCGCGAGCGCUGCGGAGCUCGGGCUCGGGCGCCACCAUCCACGGUGGGGUCAGCUCGCUGACGUCGACUGACGGGCUCGGCGAGAGCGAGGACCUGUAUUCGUACACGCCACGCAAGCUACGUGCAAUGACGACGGCGUCGUCGACCGAGCUGGCCGCCUCGCUCCCGUCGCGGUUUCUCGACACGCUGCCGGGCAGCAUGGGCUCAGCUCCGCUUGUCCGAGCUAGCGACGGCACGCCAGGAAGCAGCGCGGCGAGCGAUCUCCACUUUGUGCCGAUUGUUAGUAUCGAUGCCGACUCGGGCAUGGACGAGCUCGUGCCGGCAGACCUCAACUACGAGCUACUUGUGCACAAGCUCGCUAACCCGCUCAUUGGCGUGGAGAUUAAGGACCGGCGGUAUCAUCUCCGCAAGUAUCCAAACUGCUUUGUGGGCUCGGACCUGGUCUCAUGGCUUGGCAUCGAGCUCGGGCUCAAGCGGGCCGAGGCAACAAGGGUAGGCGAGGAACUGUUGCGGCGCGGCCUUGUGGAGCACGUUGUCAACGAGCAGCCGUUCAUUGAUGGCUUCUUCUUCUACCACUUUACCCAGGCCGCACACCCGCUGGCGACCGACGGCUCGUCGGUCUCCGAGUCGGGUCCGACCGAGGAGCCGUCCGAGUCGGUGCUCUCGUCACUGACCGGCAUGGACUCGGAUCCCGAAGACGACAUGUCGCGGGCGAUUGCCAGCCUCGGGACUGAUGACCUCGACACCAUGCUCGCCGAGAGCCGGACGCCGAGCCCGGGCACGAUCGGUGAGACUCGCCCGGCCAGCGGAGAGCCCUGCAGCGAGUCGCCCGAGCCCGAGGCGCCCGGCGGUAGCGGUAGCGGGAGCGGGACUCGCGGCAAGUCUUUCUUCUCGCGGGUCUCGUCUGCUGGAAGCGGCGACGAGACGCAAGUUGGCAUCGAAGUCGAGCGCGAGUCGUUCCUCCUCUGCCGGAUUUGCGAAGAGCUGGUCUCGUCGUCGGAGCUGGAGGUUCACUCGCGAGUGUGCGUGGUGGCGUCCAAGGCGGAUCUCAAGAGGGCGUCGUGUGACAUGCGGCUGCAGCGGCUGGCGCAGACGCUGCAGCGCGGAAGCGCGCACCCGACGUCGACCGUGUCCGAGGUGGAGCUCAUUUCCGACGUCGAAAUGCUACAAGUCAUCGCGCGUGAGGGCGCCGCGCUCAAGGUCGACGACGACGACGUGGUUGGCGCGCUCGAGGGCCUGCUCGAGCAACUAGCGCGACUGCAGGAGCGAAUAAGUGGCGAAGGCUGCCCGCUGGCGCAGGAUGUGCGGACGUUUGCGGCGCGGGUGGCCAAGCUGCUGGAGGAGAAACUGGGAGCGUGCCGGGAGCGGCAGAUGAUUUCGUCGCAGCUCUCCGCGCUCACGCCUACCAAGCGCGUGGCCGGGGUGGCCAAGACGCGCCCAAGCCAGCGCGAGGCGCUGGUGCCAUCGAUCAAGGACUUUAGCAUUAUCAAGCAGAUCUCCAAGGGUGGCUUUGGGCGGGUCUUUCUCUCGCGCAAGAAGCGGACGGGCGACUUGUACGCCAUCAAGGUGCUGAAGAAGGAUGACGUGGUGAAGAAGAACCUGGUCGACUCGGUCUACGCCGAGCGCAACAUCAUGGCCGUGACACACAACCCGUUUGUUGUUCGGCUGUAUUACUCCUUCCAGACCAAGUCGUACCUGUACCUGGUGAUGGAGUACUUGAUCGGCGGCGACAUGGGAACACUGCUCGAGUCGCUGGGCUACUUUUCGGAGGACCUCGCACGGCUGUACAUUGCGCAAGUUGUGCUCGCACUAGAGCACUUGCACUCCCGUGGCAUCAUCCAUCGCGACCUCAAGCCGGACAACAUCCUCAUCGACGCCCAGGGCCACAUCAAGCUCACCGACUUUGGCCUCUCUCAGCUCGGAGUCAUCGACACACUCAACGCCGAGUCGUCUGCGGGCGGGGCGCCGAAGCGGUCGGCGUACCGGCUGCAAGGCGAGUUCUCGACAAACCCGCUGGCGGAGACCGAGGUCCAACUGCGGUCGUCGGGCGUGGUGGGCACGCCCGACUACCUUGCCCCAGAGAUCUUGCUCGGGACUGGGCACGGGGCGGCGGCUGACUGGUGGGCUAUCGGCGUGCUGCUGUACGAGUUUCUGUUUGGCGUCCCGCCGUUCAACGACAACUCGCUCGACCUCAUUUUUGACAACAUUCUCAACGUGCGGAUUGAGUGGUUUGACAACGAGAUCUCAGCCGAUGCGCGGGCACUCAUCGAGGCACUGCUCCGUGUGGACCCGUCGGAGCGGCUCGGCUCUGCGGGCGGGGCGGACGUGCGUGCGGCACCGUUCUUUGCCUCUAUCGAGUUUGAGAGCUUGAUGGACCAGCCGAUGCCGUUCCGGCCCAAGCCCGCAUCUGCGCUGGACACGUCGUACUUUGAGUCUGAGGCGCGCGGCAUCAACUCCGCACGCUGA